Messenger RNA from Bacillus rossius redtenbacheri, 13419 nucleotides. RefSeq names its product tyrosine-protein kinase CSK (gene Csk). The transcript is spliced from 11 exons. Gene Ontology annotation, biological process: protein phosphorylation. Lineage: Eukaryota; Metazoa; Arthropoda; Insecta; Phasmatodea; Bacillidae. Gene Ontology annotation, molecular function: non-membrane spanning protein tyrosine kinase activity; ATP binding. Bases 471 to 1838 code for a protein of 455 amino acids. The record is from RefSeq and is a predicted model, not a curated record.
GCACGACCUUGUGCUACCCCUUUGGUUGGGUUGGUGUGAUAUCUUCAAACUAGUAAUUCCAAUCUAUAAACACAAACAGAAAGUUAAAAUAAUUUUCUGACUUUUAUGUUUUAGCAAAAGAGUUUCUAUUCUAAUUUUAAUAACAAUAUUUCUAAGAAGUUUUUAAUAUUAUAAUACGAAUUAGAUAUCAUUUUACAAUUAAUUUUGUACCUGAAAUGUUGGCUACCUUGUCAAUAGAAUGAUUAAAAAAAUAUUUGUAGGCCGAGGCUAUUUCAUGUAAUGUUUUGGUUUUGUAGUAAGCUGUGGGAUACGUGUUUAAAAGUGACCUGAUUUCGGUGGAAUAGUUUGUUUUUGAAGUUAAUUCGAGUGUAGAAUGUGUUUCACGUAAAGCAUUGCAGGAACUAUGACGCAGGGUUGCCUGUAGAGCUUCACCCCCCCAACUUGCAUGAAGUGUAUGGAGAUCAGCAGUGAUGAGCCAGAACCUGCACAAUUCAACUCUCACGCAGAGGCUCCAGCCAGUGCCCCUGGUGGGGCCGUACACUGGAGGCGGGAGCUGGAUCCUGCCCAGCAAGCAGCACAUCCACAACGUUAACACAACAACCACCCCCACCACCACCACCACCGCCGCCAACAACACCACAACCAUCAUGGACAACAACAAGCAGUUGUCGCCGACGUUCGCCCAGAAGAGGGCGGAGGUCAAGCUCAACGCGAUGCCGUGGUUCCACGGAAAGAUCUCGCGGGACCAAGCGGAGCAGCUGCUCAGCCCCAAGGAGGACGGCCUGUUCCUGGUGCGAGAGUCCACCAACUUCCCCGGCGACUACACGCUGUGCGUGUGCUUCCAAGGCAAGGUCGAGCACUACCGGGUCAAGUACAAGGACAACCGCCUCACCAUCGACGACGAGGAGUUCUUCGAGAACCUGGCGCAGCUGGUUGAGCACUACGAGCAAGAUGCUGAUGGACUCUGCACUCAGCUGACCAAGAGCCUUUUAAAGAAAGGCAAGCCAGAGUUCUGUGUCGACACAAAAGCGUUCGAAAAAGCCGGCUGGGUCAUACCUGAAUCUGAGCUAGAGCUGCGGGAGUCCAUAGGCAAGGGAGAGUUCGGAGAUGUGAUGCUGGGUCUGCUAAGGGGAGAGAAGGUGGCUGUCAAAAUGCUCAAGGACUCCAGCGAAGCUGCCCAGAAGUUCCUAGCAGAGGCAACGCUCAUGACGUCGCUGCGACACGAGAACCUGGUGCAGCUGCUGGGCCUGGUGUUCAGCAGCAAGAAGCAGCACGUGUUCCUGGUCACGGAGUUCAUGAGCAAGGGCAGCCUGGUGGACUACCUGCGCUCGCGCGGCCGCCAGCACGUCACCAAGAAGGACCAGAUAAACUUUGCCUUCGACACGUGUUCCGGCAUGGAGUACCUGGAAUCUCGCAAGGUCGUGCACAGAGACCUCGCCGCGCGGAACGUGCUCAUAUCGGAAGAAGGUGUGGCUAAGGUGUCGGACUUUGGCCUUGCCAGAGAAGAGAACUAUACGGUCGAGACGAGCAAACUGCCUAUCAAAUGGACUGCACCAGAGGCACUCAAGCAAGGGAAAUUCUCAAACAAAUCGGACAUGUGGAGCUUUGGCAUAUUGCUGUGGGAAAUAUAUUCAUUCGGAAGAGUGCCUUAUCCAAGAAUACCUCUGGCAGAUGUUGUGAAGCACGUGGAGAAAGGGUACAAGAUGGAAGCCCCUGAGGGAUGUCCCCCGGAGAUCUACGAAAUGAUGAGACAGGCCUGGGACUUGCUGCCGGACCGGAGACCCAGCUUCCACGAUCUGAAAGGUCGGCUGGAGCAGUUGAAGCUGAUCACGAUCUGAGGCCGAUGGGCAAAAGUGUGAUAACCUGUACCUAUUGACGGUGAAGACGAGACACUCUGCAGGAAGAAAAAAAAAAUAUUUUUGUUAUUGUGUUCUGGUGUAUGAUUGUUUUAUUUCUCAAGAGGAUUUAUAUUUUGGUUGAUGGUGGUGUGGGCGGGUCGCUAGGAUUGGAGAACCGGGGGGCCAGUAAGUACAACACUGUCUGUGAUAAAGUGCAGACGACAUUAAAAAAAAAUUGUUUUCCGUUGUCAAGUGUGUAAGUUACAGUGGGCCCUUGAUAACCAUACAUCUGUUCCUUAAGAGUAAUUUAGUUAAAAAAAAAAUAAAUAAAGAUAUAUAUUUAUUUGUAAAUACUUUAAUAUGUAUAGUUGUGGAGUUAAGAAAAUAAUCUGAUUAUCAGAGGUUCUAACAGGAGUUAUGUUAAAAGGAGCCUACAUUUUCUAUAAAUUUACAAUCUAGUUACUUUCUUUUGCAGUUAUGUAAUGAAAAAUAAAAGAACUAGAUGCUUGUAAAUAUGAGUUAAAAAAGUUUUAGUAAUGGGAAAUUUCCCUUCUUGAGCACAGUUUUAUAUGUUUAUGCAUUUCAUAUUUUCAGGCUCUGAAUUAAUGAAUAGUAACAUAGUUUAAUUAUCUCUUCCAUGUUUAAUAGUCAGUAUAGACUAUAUAUAUGUAUUUAGAGCUUAAUUGUUUGUUGCCUCCAAUUACAUUUACAGGUAAUGUUUCAAGUCCCUUCAGUUUUAUAUUAUAUGGCACUGUUUUUCUACUAUAUUUUUUUUGUAGCUUUUUUCUACUUAAAAGAAAAUGUACCUAUGGAAAUUUUUAUUAUCAUCAACUUACAUUUUUAAUGUUUUAUUUAAGUCUUCUGCUUAUCAAAACUAAUUAGAAUUUAUAAUAAUUUUUUGCUGGAUUUAGUUAGCCACCAGGUAAUCAAAUUAGGUUAAUUAUGUAUGACAUUGAACUGAUGCAACAGUUUUGCAUUGAUAUUGAUGUCUUUGUAAUUCAUAAUUUUGUUUUUAAUUAUUUUAAGCUCCGGGAGCUGAUUUAAUCAAUUGUUGCUCUGCGACAGCUAAUUUUUUUUUUUUGUAAACUAUUGAGACUUAUAGGUAAGUUUGGUUAAAUUUUAUGUAGUUGCUUGUCACUUGAGUGACUCUAAAACUCGUUCUAGUCCUAUUUUGAAUUUUAUCAUACUAGUCCUUACAUAUAUAAUUUUUUUUUAUUUAGUUGCUAUUUUCAACUUGAAUUUCUUUGCCUUGAAAUUUCUUCAUUUACCCGAUGUCGGAGGUAGGCAAUCGGUUUUAAGAAUGUUGAGAAUUUUGCAACUGUUUAUCAGUUGACAUGAGGCUCUACGGAAAGACGAAUAUGUCAAUGCUGCACAAGGAAAUGUGGAUAUCGAGGGCCCUUUGCACCUACAUACAUAUCUUCUGAAUGUGAAUAUGAGCACCUUUGUGCACAUAUUCUAUUAUUCUAUGUGAACGAAAAUAUGCACAUGACUGAAGUGUUAUAAAUUAUGUAUGUUUAAAAUCAGAGCUACUCUUUUUGAUUUCAAUAAAUGGUGUGUUUGAGUUUUAAUAAAUCGUAAUGCUAAUGUCCCUGUAUUUGAAUUACAUAUUUUUUUUAUGUCUGGUUGAGAAUUUCAUUGUUUGGCCGGCAAUAGUUAAAGAAGCUAAUUUUGAUAUUUUGACAAAAAUAAAAUAUUUCAUUUCCAGUCUUAUUUAAUUGUGGUUAUUGUGAUCAUAAUAUGUAAUCAAUUGUUAACCUGAAAUACUUGUUAUUGAACACUUUUGAAAUUGGCUUAUGGACUAAUAUAAUUUUUGCCUGGUAUGCUUAGAAAUUGUGCAUUAGUGCAAGCUGUGUUGAAAUUAAAAAAAAAAAACCUUUACUUACUUCUAUUGUGUGACCAUGGCGCAAUUAACAUACUAUCACUUAUUAACUCUCAACAGUCUUGAAUUUUUACAGUAAUUAAUAAAUAAUAAUACUACCUAAUAUGCAAUGAAUCUAUUGGGCCGAUUUUCUUCAUAACUGGUCUCAAAAGUGUUUACGUAAAAAUUAAAUAACCAUGCGUGGACCGAGAGACUUGAGAGUCUAGAAUCCAGGUCACACUGUUGUCUUUUGAGAAUUUUGACCCAUGCAAGAAGUGUAUGUAAUGUGUGGGGAGGGGGGGGGGUAGCUUCAAAAGUGUUCCAUUUAAUGUACGUAUGACUGUUACAUUGCAUAAAAGUUACUAUACGUCUUGAAAAAAAAUUGUGAAAAUGGUUAGUCUGCUGCCUAAGAAUUAAAAUCCUUUGAGAGAAAUUCUCAUUUGAAAUAUUGUAGCUCUAUAAUGAAUGGCAAGGGGUAGGAAAGUUAAAGUAAGUCUGCGACCAUUCAGUUACAAAGUUUUAAUAAUUUUAAUAAACUUUUGUUUGUAAUAUAAUGCCAAAUAAACACUGUGUACAGUAGCACAAUUAAUCCUUUAUACUAUUGAGUUGUUGGUGUAAGUGUACUGAUGUUGUGCCUUGUGGCAUUAUCGUGGAAAUGUUUUUUAUUGUUUGUUGGAAGUGACUUAUCAUGCAUGUACCAUCAAGUAAAGUCGGCGGUGACGUAACUUGUCUCAAAUUUGACAAUUCCCAAAAGUAGUACCAAUGUUCUGUGUAUUCUGUCAGUUGUAUUUGUAAACUACUUUACAUGGUUGUUGGUGUUUGUAAGCAAAUGUGUGUUUCUUUGCAAUUCACACAAGAGCCCGUACCUCCCUAGAAUCAUAAAAACCCUCUUUGUGGAGGGGGGGGUGCCUACUUGCUCUUGCAAGAUCUCGACUAUGGAACGGGAAUGAUACAUGUAUUCCUGCAGCGGUUUUCCCCUCCCACUUUACCCGGGAAUCCUAGAUUUUUGCCCCUGAUGGCUACUGUUGGGAAUUUGUCAAAUUUGAGAAAAGUUACGUGACACGCACACACCAUAGUGAAUUGUCUAUUAGUAACGAAAACCGUUGUAAUUUUAUUAUUGUGGUAGUUUUAACAUUUGUCUAAAAAAAAGUUUAUGUUGUAUAAUUAUCAGUUAAUGAUAAUUGCAUGUUAUUGGGUGGGUUAAAAUGUUUAGGAUCUUUUUUUUUUUUUUUUUUAACUUGGUCUAACUUGUCCCCACAGACACUUGUUUUUCAGUAUUAGCAUAUUAGGCUGUCUAGUAGAAUAACACAUGGGCGAAACUCAAGAGUUGAAUGAAAACAGGAUAAAUUAAGCAUGAUAAUUCAUCCUGAUGUACCUUUUAUCAUAAUGUUUUACUAUUUUUUUUUUUUUUUAGUGUAAGUCAUUACACUGUAUAUAAAUUUAAUUGUAAUUUGGUUUUACUAUUUUUAUUUUGUUAUUGUGACGAGAAUACGUUUAUCAUACAGCUGCACGAAACGUGUCUUUGCUGUGACUGGAACUGGAGGUUUAAGUUAAAUGUUAAAAAUAUUUCCUUACAAUACUUGCAAGAUAAUGGGGGGUUUUUCCCCAUUUAUUUUUAUCUUUAAAAUAAAAGUAAUGUCUGCUAUGUUAUAAAAUUUUUGUUAAGUGCCCUUGUUGCCUUUUCUGUAGUGGCACAAAACAAUCAUUCAUGAGUUACAGCAACACGCUGAAAUUGAGUUUCUUCACAUCUCUUUAAAGUUAUUACCUAUAUAUUCCUAGCUUGCACACUUGGAGACAGCAACACAUCAUCAUCAUCAUCAUCAUCAUCAAUCAUUCUCAUCAUCAAUCAUUCUCAUCAUCAAUCAUUCUCAUCAUCAAUCAUUCUCAUCAUCAUCAUCAUUCUCAUCAUCAUCAUCAACAACAACAACAACAACAACAACAACCUCAUCAACUGCUUACAGCCUGUAGUGUACCAACAAAGAAAGAAACACAAAUUUUCAGAGACAUUUAUUACUUGAGUUAAAUUUUAUCCGUCUGGUUAUUUUUAGUUGCCGCAAAAAGCUAGAACUGAACUCAGGAAAUUGUGUAACUAACAAAGGUCAGUUUUAAUUUUUAACCAGCCACUAAAUUAUCUAAUAUUUAAAUGGUGGUUUAAAAUAUACAUACUUGCAAAUAUGAACUAUCCAUGAGACCAUGACUAAAUGAGGUAUGUGAAAAUAACAGUUGCUACAAAUUCUAAAUUGAUGCUAAAUGUUUUAUCAAUGGUCACAAAAUCAACAGCAAUUUCAGGUUAGUUUACAAAGAAUAAGUUUUUUCUAAACAAACUUUUAAUAACCUAUCUCCAGAAUCCUUGGUUUUGUCAAAACUAAUUAUACAUCAGUUACAAAUAAAUGUUGUCUUGGUUAGCAAUAAACAUAAUUUUUGUUGCAUGGAUAUGCAUUUUCUGUAUGAGAUGAUGCGACAAAAAAGUUGGAAGAACGACGCUAACAAAAGAUGAGUCUAUAAAAUCUUGCAGUGUAGUUUAGGAUUACAAGAAAAUCAAAACCAAAAAUGUUUUAAUGCAGUCACUUUCAAAACAUUGCCACAUUGGCAAUUUUGCUAGCAUUAUGUAUUUAGUAUAAUAUGUAAGAAAUAGUAAUGGUCACUACUGUAAACAUCUAGUUUAAAAUACAAAGAUGCAAAAUAACUACUUAUAAGAGCCAUUGCAAAUGAUUUCAAACUUCUGAAUAAGAAGUGUGCUGAAAUGUGCUAUAAAAUGCUUUUUUUUUUUACGUACCUUUAUCUAUGACUAUGAUUAAAAUUUUAAGUACCAAGUCUGCUUUCUUGAUAUAAGAACUUGAUUACUUGUAUGAAAAUGGAUAAAAAAAUGUUUAAUCAAUUUAUAAGUUAAUAAGAACAAAUACCUUCCUUAUUACCUGUGAGUUAUCCUGAAGCGAAUUGACAAAUGAAAACAAAUAUAUGGAUUUUUAUACAUACAUCAAAUAUUUAAAAUUUUUGUAAAUAAACUUUUGUAUGCAAAUCAUCUUGGAGACAAGAUUUUAAUGUUAUAUUUUCGAUCAAUUUCAUUUUUUAAAUAAGUUUUUUCUAUAUUUUUUAGAUUUUGUUUAUAAAUAUCCAAUUAUUAAUACUAAUAUAUUACUAUUAUAUAUUAAUACUAAUAUAUUACUUUAUAAGUAUUUCACCAAAAGAGUUUAGUUUUGACUGUGAGAUGUUACACAUUUUUAUAAUGAAAUAAUUAAUUUUAAGCUUUUAUAGAAUAUCUGCAAGAAUUUUUGUGUUGGAAAAAUGUAUUUACAUACAUCAGUGAUGUAAAAUGAGUCGGUAAAAACAAUUUUAAACUAAGUAAAAAUAAUUUUUUUCUUAUAAAUUUGGUUCAUACAUUUUAGUUUCAACUUUCAGUUUGAAUUAAUGGUAUUAUUAAAUUUCAUGAUUUUAGUUGAAUUUGAUGCUGUUUGGUAUAUUAACUGGAAUUUGAUUGUUAAUAUGGUUUAUUUAUAAGUUUUUUGGUGUAGUUUCUGUUUUAUCGAAAUUCCCCAUAAAAUCUUAUCCCCAGUCACCGCUGAUGGUAACUCACAUAGACAGUGCAUUGGUAGUACAACAUGAAGCUAAAGUGAACCAUUUGUCAGGAGUCACUUGUGUAGCAGUGUGUGUGCAUUAUGCUAUAUGGUAUUGUAAAAGACAAGUUAUAUGUAAAGACUGAGUUAUGGUCAACUGUUAAUAUUUUCUUUUUAUUUAAGCAGUGUCUUAACGUGUAGCUGUUGACAUUAGGUUCCCGUAGGGUUCGUAAUUGUCUAGUAAUUUGCUGGGAAAGGCUUCUAAAGAAAAAUAAUUUCUUCGCAGAAUAACUAUUAUGGACUGCACUCAUUUUAUAUUGUUAUUUUGGUGGUAAUUGGUUGUCAUAAAGAAUUUACAACAGCUCUAAAUAGCAGUGGACAUUUUAAGUUUUUGGUUUGUAAAGCUCAGUCAUAAUUUACUUGCAUGCACAGUAGUAUACUUUUACUUUCAAACAUAGAAAAAUAAUUACGUAGUUGUAGUUAUCAUUGGUAGAAGAUGGUUACUAUACAGGCUAACAGUAAUUUUAAAGCAGACCUAUUAGGCAUAUUGUUCAUUUCUGUCACAGAUAAAAUUUUUACGUGUCUUGACCCCACCAUUUCUGCUAUGUGAUGUGUAGUUGCUUUAGAUUAUUUCCAACAUGUUACAACUUUACAUUUAAAUUGAUUUACAGAGUAUUUUUUAUGGAAAAAUAUAUUUACAAACAAAUACUAAUUUAGUCGAUGGUUGUGUUCACUACUAAGUUGCUGUCAUACAAAAUUACUAGGGACAAUAUUGAUAACCACCCAGUAGAAUGAAAAAAAGAAUUAAUUUUCCAAAUAUUAUUCAAUGAAUUCCAAAAGGAUGUACGUAUUUGAUUUCGUUCUUGGAUUUAGAUACUUUAGCUGCAUCUGCUACUUUAUUUUUCUGUCAUGUCUUUAGAUAUGUGUUGGUAUUUGUUAAGUAUCUCAAUUCUGGUGAUUUAAAAAUGGUAUAGUACGUAUCUAGUUGUUUUUAAUUCAGUUACGCCAAUUUUCAUCAUGGUUUGAUCAACUGGUUUAUGGUAUGCAUUGCAAUACAGAAUUCAUAAAUUAUGAUAAUUAUCGAUUUCAAGUAAAUGUUAACUAUCAGUUGAAUUUUUAUGUGUAAUAAUAUAUUUACAUACUAUUUUUAAUUUAUGUAAACUAAACAUUUUUUCACUAUUCAAUUGUGUAUUUCAAAGUUUCUGAAGUUUUUUUACCAACAAAGUAUCUUAGAUGGCUACAGACUCAUGGGUAUAUUUUAAAUGAACUUAAAGUAAAUGUUUGUUUUAUUUUUAAAAGGAUUUACACUGUUAUUUUGUUUUGUAUUACAUUAGCAUAAUGCACCAAACUGCACAAUUAUAUAUAAAUUGUGUAAUUUUAGUUGUAGUAUUUUCAGUGUUAGUGUCCAGUUUUUUUUUUCUUUUUUCUUUGUCAGAAAUUAUGCUCACCUCAAUAAUAACAGGUAGUUGGAUUUGUGGGUGUGUGUGUGUUUGUGUAAGUCAAAUUCUUCAACUUUAUUUUGGUUAAGUGUUGUGAAGGUUGUGUGCAAUGAAUUUUUUAUUGAAAUGAGGGAUUGCUCAAAGUUCAAACCUGUAACAAAGAAUUAUUGGCAAGAGCAGAGUAAUUAUUGCUGUUGUAGUUAUUUCCUUGUAGUAAUGUGUCAAAUAUAUAUUUUCUGUACAUAAGGUGUGUAUAUUUGUGUUGUGUAUCAGUGUAUGUACAACUGUACAUAUAAUUAUUAAAAAAAUGUUCUUAAGAUUUUUAAUUGUUUUUAUGCCAAUAUGUAACAAUUUUGUGUAUUUUGACUGUUUUAUUGUAAAAUAAAAAUAUUUUUCUCAGAGUGUGUAGGUAAACUGUUUUGUAACAAUAUACAUUUUACUAAUCUGGUUUGAUGUAACUUACAUUGUGUUUCACUGUAGCGAAGAGUCAUUUUGCUCUCUGGGUGGCUCAGUCAAAGCUGGAAUCAUUGUAUUUGGCUGUGUGGCUUAGUUACGGUAUGUCCCAAUAUUGUGUGACAUGCAAAUGCACGCUAAAUAUGGAGAUUUCAUCCGAGUUAAGUACGUAUGAAUAUGAGUCUGGAAAAAUUUUAAACUUACUUUCAUCUUGGGAAAACCAACUCGAUUAAUUGAAAUUUACUGAGGUCAAUUUGUGUUCAUGUAAAAAAAUAUAAAUAUUAACUUGAUCUCAUUCAUGCAUGCCUAAGUACAAAAACAAGGUAAGUACAUAUGUAACUGCUUUAAAUGACUUCUUACAAUGCUGUAACAUUCUUGUCUCUUUUCUUUAUUGUGUGAAUCUCCCUUCAGCCAUUGAUCUAGCUGCCAGACAUGAUACAGAAAUAAUGCAGUAAUAAAGCACAUGUUUCGCUGUUUGCAACGCAGGAACUAACCUGAAGUACUGUACUACACUAGAACAUGUCUUAGGUAGCAGAGUGAGGUUGGGAAAAACCUGCGUCAUGACUUAACAGAGAAGUGUUACUAGUGAGUAAAAAUGUUCAUACAAAUGAGAAAUCUUGUUCGUCCCAAACUUGCCAUAGUAAUUAAUAAUUUGUGCAUGUGUUGGCAUUAAGGCUUAAUCUCACAGACUGAGUUGUUUAUCAUUUUCUUGUCAAGGGAUUUCCCUGUAACCAUAUUCCGAAAGCUCCCUUUCAUUUAUCUUUGGAUCACAGUUUUUCUCAGCAUAUAAUGACUAAAUGCUAUUUUCGAUCUGUAUUUUGCGCAAGUGAUCGUAAUCAUAAACACCUGCGUUACCUUUUUUUUUAGCUAUCAGAUGAUAUUUAAUAAAGAUCUGGUGAGAAAAUUAUGUGUCCCAACGAUGAAUGUACAGGAGUUAUGAAAAUAGAUUUAGAGUAAAAUCACUCAAAUUGAAGUAACAAUAAGAAAAUGAAACCAUCAGCGUGGUGAUGAGAUUGAGCCUUCAGCAUUAAGUUUUUCAUAGCUGUGUUUCUUCUGAAAUGUAGUUUUUGAGUUCUUACUGAAUUGAGUUACUUUUAUUACCUAUUAUUAUUUUACAAGUGCAAUUCAACUCAUUAGUUUUAAUAGGUCCAGACACACACUCAUUAUUUUGGAAUGAUUAUAGCUCCAACAUAUUAUUAGUUGAAUUUUAAGUUCGCGGAAAUAGUUCAGGUAUUGGAAUUUGAUGUUGAUAAGAAUUGAAAGCAAAGUGUUACUAUCAUGGUCGUAUGCAGGUUCUCUCCUUUUCUGCGAAGGAAAAAAAAUUAAAUGAAACUAGGAGCAAGACCUUUAGUUCGAGAAAAUUUGAAACUUAACCUCACAAACUAUUGUUCAAAUUUUUUUUUUCCCCUUUAGUUAUUGUUACGAUUGUAUGGCUCCUAGGACUCUCCUCCCCCAUGAAAGAAGUUGAAUUUCGAAAAAUGCCCCUCGUGUUUUGAACUGGUAACGCCCGUGUUUACCAACACCAUUUCUGUUUUCAAAGUUACAGCAUCCAGAAACUCGUUAAAAUUUCUGUACGUAUAUAGCUGAAAUGUUAAGUCUUGUUUUUUGGGUUGAAGUCAUGUCACUGCGUGGGUGGUUGUGAAGCAACUUCAAUCCAAAAGCAAGUGUCGACUCAAACAAAUUCCAUUGCCACUAAAUUUAUCAAUGGUGAAAAAAUUUUAGUGUUAACCAUAGUGAAUUUUUGAAAAUGCAAUAGAUUUUUUUUUUAAAAUUAAAACAUAUUAAGGCUUAAUGUAAACUGAUAAAAUUUAAUUUUGUAUAGGAGGGGUGGAGGGAAGGUGAAAUCUUGUACAAUCCUGUAAGGUAUAGGUCAUGAAUGCAACGGCUGAUGUGCCUGAAAUGUGUUCAAGCACACUUUCUUAUGUUAAGGGGAAUAAUGCUAGAGAAUUUCAAUUUUUGUUCUAAUGAGACUUCCCGCGCACCAUGCAUGAUAUGUUUCACUUUAUUUUUAAUAACAUGACACCUGUGAGAAAACAGAACUUAAUCUUUAAAACAGGGUUUUUUUAGGGCUUAUUUAUGAAAUAUAAUUAAAAUACACUAGCAAAUAUUAUUCAGGUUUUUAGUAUAAGUUUUUUUGAAGAAGAUAAUGUAAAACUGAAAAAAAAAGAGUAAUUUUUAAGUAUUAUGUAUAAAGGUAAUGAGAUGUGUUUUGUAUAUCCAGUAUGAAGUAAUAAAUCUUCUAUUUUACGAAUAUGUACCUAUAUGCUUCCACCUGGCUUUGGAGAAUCACUUCCAAAUGGAAGAAUAUCAAGUUUAUCUGAAAAGUUCUUACAGUUCAGGAAUCAUUACUGUUGUGUUCUCUUGGAAAUGCGUGGCUCUGCAGGUCUCGCAAGUUUUUUUGUAGUUAAUCCCUUUCACAAAAACAUUCAUAAUAAGGUUAUUUUUUUAAUUUGAAGAAGGGAACUUGUAUUUUCAUUCACCUUUUGUCCGAGAAUAGUUGAGGUUUUAUCAUCACACCAUUAUGCUCGGGCGCUAAGACGACGAACACUAAGGUGAAGUUGGCUCCGAACCACAGAGUACUGACGUAAUGCUCGUUGAUUUGAGACAUGCUGAGAUGUUGGGAUCCAACCCUUGAAUGUUAAUAUCAGUUCAUAUCCUGGACUUGAUGUGUCUCCCAGAUUAUGGAGCCUGAAUACUUUUAAAUUUAAUGUGCUAUAUAGGAUUGCUGAGAUAGUAAAUUUGUUAUGGUUGGAAAGGGAGGGGGUGUGGGUAGUGGGUAUAGUCAUCUAGGGGGGCUCCAGAUAACCCAAAAUUCUUCAUUUUUCACGUAAAAAACGUAAAACCAUUAAAUUUAUUUUUGUGUUAAUGAAUUGCUUUUUUUAAAAAGUUAGCAUUUAUCCAUGGUUAUAUUUUAUCAUGGAAACAACGCUACAUGUUACUGUUCACAGCAUCUUUUGCAUGAACUUUUUAUAUAUUUUUCCUAAAAGUAUUUUUUGGUUGUACUAUGUUUAAUUUUAUUAUUAGUAUAGUUAAUUUUUUGGUUCUUGAUCUAUUUCUCUUGCUCAUGUGAGAAACUUUCAUUACAUUUGGUUACAUUAUUAUUUUUAUUAUUAUUAUUAUUAUUUAUUCCUAAUUUGGAAAGAAGCAUGUGAAUACAACCUUGAUUCUCUCCUCGUACUUAUGCCCCUGAUUUUAAUUUCAUGGAUACAUAAUCUUAAGUUUUGGACUCACGGGCCAUGUUGAAUUUUUAAUGGUUUCAUCAUAUCUUUUAUUUAAGGUCUUUCUCUUAAAUUUGAACUUGAUACCUUCCUUGUGUUUGUGGUUCUGCUACAAACAUUUUCAACAGAUAUUCACUUAGUGUAAUAUCAGGGGUGUAAAAAGUGGCGCCCAUGAUUAUAAUUAUGUGAAGGCUUGUGCGCCUUUUUACACAUACAAUAUUGCACUUAAGUGAAUAUCAGUUGAAAAUAUUAGUGGCGGAACAAAAAAAUGUAAGGGAGGUAAUGAGUUUGAAUGUUAUAAAAAAACCAAGUAACCCUUAAAAAACAGGUAAUGAGAAAACAAAAAAAAUUAACAUGGUGUGUAAUACUAAACCUUAUAAGAAUGGAUUAAGCGAAAUGGCAAAAGUUUGGGGAUCAAUCAGGCCUUUGCUUUCUACGACGACUUAACAUAUGCUUCGAUAACAGGGUUUAAUUUUAGCAAAACAUUCGUAAAACUCAUUCAUGGACGACACUUGUGAAAAAUCUUAGCCAUGUAAAGUGCUUCUAAAGAAAUAUUAACUUCAAAUGUUCUAGUAUUUGUAUUAAGCUGGUUUCCAGAUUUUGUCAGAUACCGUGUAUAGCGAAACAUUUGCUGACGUCUGCUGCAGAGAUUGGAGGUAACGUAGAAUGUUUCCACCUCCUGACUUGUUAAAUGUAUCUCAGUGAUAGUGCAUUUUUUUUAAAAUUUGAAUUGAAAAGCUUUUUAUAUUUUGGCUUUGUUACAUGGUAAGUCUGCUCACCCGUCCAGAAUGAAUUGUCAAGAGUACCAGCUAUACAUUAUGUAUGUUGUACUUGCUAACAAUCCUAACUAAUAUUGUAUGAUGUAAUUUUAACUAGCGUAAUGUGUUCAGAUGUGAAUUGGGUUUGGGGGGAGGGGGGCACUGUGUUCUAACAGUCUGUGUGAUAGGUAUUGUCUCAUAUUGUACUAGGAUGGCAUUCUGUUGUUAUAUAUGCUCUUCAUAUAGUAAUAUUGAUCUUAAAUGUCAUUGUGUAUUUAAAUAAACAUACAUUUUAUAUCAA